Molecule: messenger RNA, 1590 nt
Organism: Morus notabilis
Lineage: Eukaryota; Viridiplantae; Streptophyta; Magnoliopsida; Rosales; Moraceae
Product: two-pore potassium channel 5
Exons: 2
Coding region: 25-1161 (378 amino acids)
Biological process (GO): potassium ion transmembrane transport; stabilization of membrane potential
Cellular component (GO): plant-type vacuole membrane
Molecular function (GO): potassium ion leak channel activity
Source: RefSeq, a predicted model, not a curated record
UCUUAUAGUUUCCGAGGGACUCCCAUGGAAGAUGAGCCUUUUCUCGCCUCCCAAACAGCACCCCAACAACUCCCUCCAAUCAUCGAACACCACGAUUUCUCAUUCCCACUCCUCCAAGACCCCGAAUCCGCGGCCGCCGAUGCCCCUGCCCCUAAUCGGAGUCUCCACCGAUGCAAGACCGCCCCGGCCCUCUCCGUCGUCCGAGACCUCAACCCCAAGCCAUCGUCGUCGUCCCAACCGGACUCGGCGUCCCUUGUGAAACAAGCCUUCGUCCUUCUCCUCAUCUACCUCUCCUUGGGUGUCCUCAUCUAUACCUUCAACACCGACCACUUCUCCGGCGUCGAGACCCACCCCCUCGUCGACGCCCUCUACUUCUGCAUCGUCACCAUGUGCACCAUCGGCUACGGAGACAUCGCUCCCCGAACGCCGUCGACGAAGCUCUUCGCCUGCCUCUUCGUCCUCGUCGGCUUCGGCUUCAUCGACAUUCUCCUCAGCGGAGUCGUCAAUUACGUCCUCGACUUGCAGGAGAACAUGAUCUUGAACGGAAUGCAUAUGGAUCAACAUCAUCAUAAUCAUCAUCAAGGAUUUUCCGCUUGGGAUUUCAUCAUCGACGUGGCCAAAGGCAGGAUGAGGAUCAGACUGAAAGUCGGAUUGGCGCUGGGAGUGGUGGUGCUGUGCAUUGGUGUGGGAGCAUUGUUCCUGCGAUUCGCCGAGGAUUUGGAUUGGAUUGAUUCGGUUUAUUUGUCAGUUAUGUCGGUUACGACGGUUGGCUACGGGGACAGGGCCUUCAAGACGCUCAAUGGGAGGAUUUUCGCGGUAGUUUGGCUUCUGCUGUCGACGCUGGCGGUGGCUCGGGCGUUCUUGUAUCUGGCGGAGGCGAGAGUCGACAAGAGGCACCGAAGAAUUGCCAAAUGGGUGCUGCAUAGGGAUAUCACCGUCGAGGAUUUGAUCGCCGCCGACAUUAAUAAUAACGGUUUCAUUAGUAAGUCGGAGUACGUAAUUUACAAGCUUAAAGAGAUGGGAAGGAUAGGCGAGAAAGAUAUAUUGGAGAUCUGCAACCAGUUCUGUAGGCUUGACCCCAACAACUCCGGGAAGAUAACAUUGCCUGAUCUGUUGCAGAAUCGCUUGCAAUGUCAAAAAGUUGGAAAUUCUAUUCUUUGAGCAAAAGAAAACGGAUUGCUCUUUCUUCUCUGUCUGAAGCCUUUUUGGUAAAGAGGAGACUUUGAUUUUCUUCCUGGCAAGAACUGUGCAUACAUACUCCUGCAUUCCCUGUGAAGGACUGCAGUUACAGCAAGUGUAAAAAUCUGUUUAUUUUCUUCCGUUAAAUACUAUAGGAAUAUCAAAGGAGAGAGUAAAUUUUGGGAAGGAGGGUGGGGUCUUUGAACGUGAGAGACGUGAUCUUAUAUCAACUCAAGGGCUUCAAAGUGUAUUAUAUAUGUAUAGUUUUUUUUUUUUUUUUACUUUGUAUUUAUUAUUUGUAGUGUAUAUCAAAAGCAAUUGCUCUACAUUUCAUUAAGAUUCUAGAUGACUAUGAUGCGACAAAAAAAAAAAAAAAAAAAAAGUGGUGAAAUUAUGUGGAGAGACAAAUGA